This is a messenger RNA of Rubroshorea leprosula, 1898 nucleotides long. Lineage: Eukaryota; Viridiplantae; Streptophyta; Magnoliopsida; Malvales; Dipterocarpaceae. The record is from the annotation of a GenBank genome assembly.
CGGCCACCGCACUCACCUCUUUCAAAAUUAACUUCCUCCAUCCUCUGUUUGCCGAUCUCACAACUGGGUUUCAAGAAAUGAGCCUGUGCGGCGGGAGUGUUUCUGCGGCAGACUUCACCUGCCAAACCAACUCAAUUCCCACGCCCGCAGGACAACAGAGUUUGAAAUUUUCAUUUUUACAAGCAAGCAAAAGCACGAAUGGGAGGAACGUCGCCCGUGGUCCUUUGCAGGUAGUGUGUAUGGAUUACCCAAGACCAGAGCUUGACAACACUGUUAAUUUCUUGGAAGCUACUUCUCUAUCUUCAUCUUUCCGUGCUUCCCCUCUACCGGCAAAGCCACUCAAAGUUGUAAUUGCUGGGGCAGCUUUAGUUGGUUUGUCCACUGCAAAAUAUUUGGCAGAUGCAGGUCACGAGCCUCUGUUGCUGGAAGCAAGAGAUGCUCUAGGAGAGUUCAGCUGGUUUGAUUUCCCAGAAGUUCUACCAGCACCUUUCAAUGGAAUAUGGGCCAUAUUGAAGAAUAAUGAAAUGCUGACUUGGCCAGAGAAAGUGAAAUUUGCAAUUGGGCUCCUGCCAGCAAUGAUUGGUGGGCAGGCUUAUGUUGAGGCUCAAGAUGGUUUAAGUGUUACACAGUGGAUGAGGAAUCAGGGCAUGCCUGAUCUAGUGACUGAUCAGGUGUUUAUUGCCAUGUCAAAGGCUCUAAACUUCAUUAACCCAGAUGAACUUUCAAUGCAGUGCAUACUGAUUGCUUUGAACAGAUUUCUUCAGGAGAAGCAUGGCUCAAAGAUGGCAUUCUUAGAUGGCAAUCCACCAGAGAGGCUCUGCAUACCUAUUGUUAAUCAUAUUAAGUCACUUGGUGGAGAUGCUUAUGUGUUUGCUACUCCAGUUGACAUCCUGAAGCUUCUUUUGCCUGAAAGUUGGAGAGAGAUUCCGUACUUCAAGAGAUUGGAGAAAUUAAUUGGAGUCCCAGUCAUUAAUGUUCACAUAUGGUUUGACAGAAAACUGAAGAACACAUAUUAUCACUUACUCUUCAGCAGAAGUCCCCUUCUAAGUGUGUAUGCUGACAUGUCUGUGACAUGUAAGGAAUACUAUAACCCAAACCAAUCCAUGUUGGAGUUGGUUUUUGCCCCUGCAGAAGAAUGGAUUUCAAGAAGUGACUCUGAAAUUAUUGAUGCUGCAAUUAAGAAACUUGCUAAACUUUUUCCAGAUGAAAUCUCUGCAGAUCAGAGCAAAGCAAAUAUCUUAAAGUAUCAGGUUGUUAAGACACCAAGGUCUGCAUACAAAAUCACCCCAAAUUGUGAACCAUGGCGUCCUAUGCAAAGAUCUCCUGUAGAGGGGUUCUAUCUAGCAGGUGACUACACAAAGCAAAAGUAUUUGGCCUCAAUGGAAGGUGCUGUUCUUUCAGGGAAGCUUUGUGCACAGUCUGUUGUACAGUCAAGGCGUCAUUGGCUUAUUGCUGAUAUACUGAGAUGUGCAGGAUCACAAAUUGCUUGUUUCGUUGGGGGAAAGGAAGUUGGCAGCGGCAAUACUCUGAUUACAUAAUUGGGAUUAGAUUUUGCGAGGCACUGAGAAUCAUCUAGAGAUUGGUUGCUUCACAAAAACAAGGUGGUAUAUUAUUUCAGCAAUGUUGAUAUCAUUAGUUCAUUACCCCAUAAAAAUUGGUAAUCUCUACAAAGACAGCUUCCUGAACUCUUCAAAAGUUUAUAUCCUUAAGUUCUAUCAUUAGUCAUUUUGUAGUUAGUUAAUAGCUAUCUUUAUUGGCAAUAUGAGUAAGCCACUUCUGUCUUUUUGUCGUUUUCUUUCUACUGUUCUCUCUCUCUCUCUCUCUCUUUCAGGUGUCGUGUAAUCCAGUCUUCAAUGUGGGGCUGUCUUUGGACUGCAAAAUCAAGAACCUUUUUUUUU